CAGGGAGGUGCAGCAAGCACCCAGCCCAGCACCUCACCUUCCCCUCGCACCUGGAAGGUCAGUCUAGAAGCAAACCCCGGCGAGUGAAGGUCGUUUCCGUCUCCAAACUCUUGAGUGCGUGUGAUUUCAAUCCGAAAAGGAAACAUGCCUUUCAUGAAGAAAUCCGCUAUCAUAAGGAAUAAGAGGCUCGUUGCCAUGAACGUCCGGAAUGGGAUCGAGAACAGAGCUCGCAAGGAGGCAGAAGAGGCAAAACGUGAGGAAGAGGAGGCCGCCGCCACCGCCGCCGCUCCAGACCCAGAACAGAGUCCCGCUUGCCCUGAUCGCCGUAUUGCGAAUUUGCCAUGCCUUGGCGAAUCCUUGUGGUGUGACUUCUGCGACGACGCACUGAGCUUGAGGUUUCAGGAAAACGAACAGCGGAACGGUCUCGCAUCCGUCUUCCACGUGAGGUGCCAUCGCUGCAUGAAAGUGGUCAAGAUCCACACCGACGACAAAGGCCCCGUUCUAGCGGACGGAAAAUCUCCCCUAUACUCCAUAAAUCUUCAGGCUGCUACGGGCUGCAUAGACGCUGGAGUGAGCCAUGGUCAGCUAAACAAACUAUUCUCUGCGAUGAAUUUACCUCCGGUUCAUCGCACUUCCUUCGUUCGAGCGCAGGACCGAGUUAAAGCACACCGAGAACAAGAACAAGCUCCCAGCCAGUCUCAAACGUAGCUUUUCAGUGCUUCCCCCGCCCCAUGUUUACUCCGGUUUCACCAAGGUUUUCCCACGUGUCGCCCAGAUAUGCGGGAAUUCCUCAACUCUCCCGUUUGCAAGCUGCCACUCGGUGGAAUAUGAUGGACACUGAAUCCAGAGUUUUGCUCUGCACGAACGAGAGGUAUGGACAAAAUGUAAAGUGCUGCUAACUAUGUAUAAUAUGAAUCUGGGAGUUAAUCGGCUGUAACUAUUUUGUUUUUGACGUUCGUUUCAGUUUGUAUAUAGCUCAAUAAUAUUAAGUGUUCUAGUCAAUUCUUUUAGUUGUCCG
Molecule: messenger RNA, 1018 nt
Organism: Frankliniella occidentalis (western flower thrips)
Lineage: Eukaryota; Metazoa; Arthropoda; Insecta; Thysanoptera; Thripidae
Exons: 2
Coding region: 145-708 (187 amino acids)
Source: RefSeq, a predicted model, not a curated record